This is a messenger RNA of Liolophura sinensis, 6122 nucleotides long. Its product is annotated as protein phosphatase 1 regulatory subunit 21-like. The transcript has 21 exons. The record is from RefSeq and is a predicted model, not a curated record. NCBI's taxonomy places the organism in Eukaryota, Metazoa, Mollusca, Polyplacophora, Chitonida, Chitonidae. Gene Ontology annotation, cellular component: early endosome; membrane. The coding region runs from base 46 to 2409 and encodes 787 amino acids.
GCAGGCGGAAAAGCCGAAGAUGAUCAAACAUAGCUUUAUUUAAUCAUGACUGAUUUACAAGCUAAGUAUCAGCGACUCGCGUCGGAGUAUUCAAAGCUGCGAGCCCAAAUUCCGGUGUUAAAAAAGGCUGUUUUUGAUGAACAGGAAAAUCAGAAUAAACUUAAGGAUGUCUUGAAGGAAAAAGAACAAGUUAUUCGCAAAUAUGAGCAAGAAAUCGACAGCUUGUCAUUCAGAAAUCAACAACUGUCCAAGAGGGUACUGUUUCUGCAGGAUGAAUUAGAGAGUGCUGAGGUCAGCAAAAAGAAAAGCAAGAAAGGUGGAGAUGAGCAUCACCAUGAGCCUCAGAAUUCUGUGGGAGCCAGUUCCGUCUUUGGGGAGGAGCUGAAGAGUAAAAUAGAAGAAAAUGCCAAACUUCACAAACAGGUUCAGGAGGCUGAGCAGAUGUACAAAAGUAAACUGUCCUCUCUGGAAGAGAACCUGUCCAAACUACAACUAGAGUCUGCUCAGCAUCAGGAAGUUCUCAAUGCUACAGUUCAGAGUAACAAGACUCAGACGGAUAAACUACAAGAAGAGAAGGCCAUGCUUGAGGUUCGCUUGCAGUCAGUAGAACAGGAGAUGAAAGAGGCCAAUUCCAGAGCUCAGAUUGCGGAGGGAAAGCUUGAUACAGUAUCCACUGAGCUUCAGUUUAGAUUGGAAAACGCUAACCGGAUCCUCUCUACUAAGUUACCCUUUAUUGACACAAAACACAGACACUUGAACUCACUUAAUGUCCCCACCCAUGACCGCAAACAUCAGCUGAGAGUGAAGGAACUGGUCAGUCAUUCAGUCAACUUAGUCAAGGAGCUGACCCAAGGGCUGUCUAACUUCUACACAUACUCUGAGCAGAGGUCCAAGAUUUACCCCUGUGAUAGUUCCUCAGAACCUCUCAGCCCUGUCAACGCUAAGUACUGUCAGUAUUUACAUGAGAACUUGGGCUUUUUGCGGCCUGUGGAGCAGUCAUUACGUCACUUCAUGGAGACCCUGAAGGAAGACUCCCUCACUACACUGGAAACUGCAGUGGAAGUCCAGGCCUUAGGUACCCACUUCAGGAAACUUGUGGAUUAUUUGAACAGAUUACUGCCUUACCAGUUACUAAGCAUAGAUGAGGAGUGUGCUUUAUCCUCGUGCCCGUCAACACUGGAGGCCAAGAACAGAGAACUCUACACAUCUCUGAAGAAACUCAACGCAGUAUUUAACAAAUUAGAGACGUACAUCAGCAUAAUAACAUCCCAGAGUAAAGGGGAGUCCUUUCGUCAUCCACCAGGUAGUUAUGGUUCCAUAUUUAAACAGCUGUGCAGCUGCCUGACGGAUCUGCAUGAAGCUGUAAAAGAGGUGUCCAAACACUACAAUUCCAAAGUGUCUCUAGAGCAUCAGUUACCGACUGCAACCCAGAAGUUAAAGACAACUGAUGAGUGUAUUGUGUCAUCACUGGUUACCCUGGUUACCACAACAGGAAAGUUUUCAGCAUUUUUGACGGGGAACCAGGAUUUCUUUGAGGAGCCGGCAGGGUACAGGACCAGAGGGAGCAGUGUGGUUGGGGGACUGAAUGAUAUCAAUCAGUCCAACCCCAUCGUGGCUACGUUCAGACAGCAAUCAGCUGCCUAUCUCUCCAGUCUAACCAGGCCAUCACCAGAAACAGUGCCUCACAAAGUGGCCCUGCAGAACCGACGCAUCUUAUUGAGCUCAGCGGAAAGUCGGGACAGCUUAGCGGGGCAGAUAACUUCAUUCCAAGAGAAGGUCAACAAACUAGAGCAAGAUAAGGAACAUUGGAUGUUAGAAUUGCAACUGCUUCAGAUUAAAUAUGAGAAAGAAAUUCAGAAAGGGAAAGAAUUGUCAAAGAAGCUGGAACAAACAGAAAACGCCCAUUCAAUAGGCUCUAUACAGGAUAACAUAGAUCAGCCACCUGUAUUGCCACUUUCAGGGGCGACAGAUAGUACCACAACCCCGUCUGUACAAACAUCCUUGUUGGGUAAGUUGGAGGUGACACCAGGAGGAAGCGACACAGACACAAGAGAGCAGCUGAUCAAAAACCACUUCUCUGGCCGUGUAAAUGAGCUGACAUCACAGCUGCAGACAGCCGACAGUAAAGCUGUCAACUUCCUGGCCGAGGUGAAGGCUUUGCAUAAGAGGCUGAAGAUUGCAGAACGAGCUAAGGACGGUGCUCAGGAAGAUUUAAGAGUGACCUCACAGGAGAUUACACAGCUUAGGGAUGAACUUCAGACAACUACACGGAGUUACGAGGGACAGCUAAGUAUGAUGAGUGAACACCUCGCUGGAAUGAACGAAAAAUUAGCGCUGCAGAAAGAUCAAAUAGAUGAGCUCACAGUGCAGCUUAGUUUAGCAAAGGGUGCCAAAAAAUCAAGGAAAUAAAGGUAUAUAGAAAAAAGUUUAACAAUAUUCCUUAUACUUUUAAUAGGCUAAGGCUGUGUUUCCAUGGACAUGCCAUUGUGUUUGCGAUUACACAAGAACUGUAAUGACAGCAAGAUUGGCAUUUUAACAAAUUAUUCCUUGCUAACUUUGAUCAAGAAAGGUUGCAUUUUGAUUGUACCCUAUCGCAUGUACUUUAUAUGAUGAGAUCAGUUGUCCUGACAUUACACUCUGAUAAAAACAGACACAGUGCAAUUUGGCAAUACAUUUCAGCAACAUUACAGUACUUUAUCAAACACAAUCCCAUGCUAUUGGAAACACAGCAGAAGAGUAUAAAUUUGCUAAAUUAUGAGAAGACAAUGGGGAUUUUAGAAAAUGUAUUUACAUGAACGUUUUCCUCUUACUCUUAAUUAAGUGCAACAUUGUGAUAAAGCUUUUUUUUUCUCAUUUAAGGACCUAACUUAAUAGAAACAAUUGCUCAUGUGUUAACCUGCAUUUAACACCAGGUUUAUUUGUUGCUUAUUACAUGCUCUAAAUCUUGAAGUGUUCACUUGAUAGUCACACAGAUCGCUUAUGUACAUAUUCAUGUAUAUGAAAUCAUAUAUAUAUAUACGUAUAUACAUUGUAUAUUACAUAUCAUAUAUGUAUAUCGGGAGAUUUAAAACAGCACUCUUGGUCAGGUUUUCAAGUAUCAGGUUUUGAGAUCCAUAGUCAUGUGUUACACAUGUGAGAAUAAUGUAAAUAUAAGGAGCAAAAAUGUUCAGUUUGUCAUUUAUAGCAUAUGCCCAGGACGACUUUGUCAUCUUUAUUUGGGCUUGAAGGACAGGGCUGACAGACGAAAUAUUUCAUCAAGUGCCAAGUGAUAAGAUAUAAUCUCAAGAGUUACCCUGUAUAACCAAAAAAUUUGACCACAAAAGAGCAUUUUUGGAGGCAGAUAAAUGUCAAAAGAUAUUAUUUGUGGUGGCAAAAUUUACAUUUCCCGGUUAGGAUAUCAUCAGACCUUACAAGCAAAUCUAAAAGCACCUUUCUAAUAUGAGUAGAAGUCCCAGAAUCUGGAAAAAUGAGAAACUUAGGCAUGAAUGAAAUUUUAGGUCAUUUAGGGUACACAUUUAAGAACGACUUUUGGGCAGACGAUGAUAUUUCAUCAGUAAUACAUGUUGUAUACAUACAGGUAUGCUCAAAAGAUUCAUGCCACCUCAGAUCUUUUUACUGUAAUGUAUAGUGCUUUCUUCUCUUGUCUUUUCAUGUCAAGUGUCAACGAGCCUUAUUGACUAUCUGAAGUUUUAGAUUAGUCUGUAUUGUUGAUUUUUCAUUUUUCCAAGCUAUGGAAAGUAUGAAGUAUAUGAAGUAGAGAAGAGUGUAUGAAGUAUAUAAAGUAGGGAAGAGUGUAUGAAGUAUAUGAAGUAGGGAAGAGUGUAUGAAGUAUAUGAAGUAGAGAAGAGUGUAUGAAGUAUAUGAAGUAGAGAAGAGUGUAUGAAGUAUAUGAAGUAGGGAAGAGUGUAUGAAGUAUAUGAAGUAGAGAAGAGUGUAUGAAGUAGAGAAGAGUGUAUGAAGUAUAUGAAGUAGAGAAGAGUGUAUGAAGUAGAGAAGAGUGUUUGAAGUACAUGAAGUAGAGAAGAGUGUAUGAAGUAUAUGAAGUAGAGAAGAGUGUAUGAAGUAUAUGAAGUAGAGAAGAGUGUAUGAAGUUUAUGAAGUAGAGAAGAGUUUAUGAAGUAUAUGAAGUAGAGAAGAGUGUAUGAAGUAUAUGAAGUAGAGAAGAGUGUAUGAAGUAGAGAAGAGUGUUUGAAGUACAUGAAGUAGAGAAGAGUGUAUGAAGUUUAUGAAGUAGAGAAGAGUUUAUGAAGUAUAUGAAGUAGAGAAGAGUGUAUGAAGUAGAGAAGAGUGUAUGAAGUUUAUGAAGUAGAGAAGAGUGUAUGAAGUUUAUGAAGUGGAGAAGAGGGUAUGAACUAUACACGUUUAUGUAAGAACAUAAUCAAAGCAUUGGCACAUUGGUGUGAUGACCGUCAGAUACAUUUGGAUGCAAAUCUAUACAACAAAUUACUUUUACUAAUAUUACUGCAUCCUUUUGUACAGAAAUGAUUCUUUAAUAUUGUUUGUGAAUUGUAUAACUGAUAUUGUAUAAUACGCAAGCAUUCGUCACGUAAUACAAAUAAAACCGGUAGCAAAACAUCAUCAUGCACAUAAAGCCGGUAUGAUGAAGGUUUUUAUGUUUGUUUUUUAGCUGGUACAAACUUGUCUGCGGUCACAUCUAGGCAUGUGUUACUAUGACAGAUUCAGUGAUAUUGUUGUCUUUGUUAUUUGCUCAUCACGAAAUCCUCGUGAGCAGACUGAAAUUUGUGUCAUUCUUUGUUCAAGUCAGUAAAGCAUAUCUCAGUCACAUUCUGAUACUUAAAAGCAUAUUUUAGAUAACCUUUUGACUGUAAAGCAUGUUGUAAUAUCUUGCUAGUUCUGUUAUGCAGAGAAAGUGAUGAAGUACAGUCAUUCUUCAACCUUUUGAACUGCCUCUGUAACCAAUGUUUUGCAACAUUCUGAGAAAACUAUGUGGUGUGGAGAAAUAAUUUGCACAAACAAAUCAUUUACACAAUGUUGAAAUGUUCCUGAUUAAGACUCUACUGUGAAAAAGGAAACACAAUCACAUGAAUUGUGUAAACCUUCUUGUAUACAAGAGAAGCGAAGCGGAAAAUAAAACGUAAACUCGUGCAAAUGUACUGAAUACCAUGGAGCAUUGAAUAAUGGUUACAUAACCAGUAAAGCAAUCCCUACUUGCAAUGAAAGUCAUUCUCUCUGAAUAAAGAGAUACUUAGUUUGAGUUGAACAUCACAAUCAAAACAAUAUUGGCCAUAUCAGAAUCUUAUAAGGCUAACAAGAGGGUUAGAAGGUUCUCGUAUAUGUAAUGUUUGUUCAUUGAGUAUCAUCUCUCAGAAGUUGUCGGAUAUGAUUCCCUACCCUGUCACAAUGAGCAAGCACUUGCAUCUGGCUAUUGAGUGAAGAAAUUACCGAAUUUUACAUAAAAAUUCGUCCAAAAAUACGUCCAUAAAGGCAUUUUUAAAUGUAAGUAAAGGUUUUUUUGCUUAAACUUAAUUUGAGUAUCAUCCUACCCUCCAACCAAACUUGAAAAUACCUUUCAACAAUCAAUUGAACUCUCACAAUCAGGCAAAAUGUUUAACGUAAUCUUAAAUCCAAUAUUAUGUCAAUUACAACUUUAACUCAAUCAGUAAUCUAUUGACAUACUUAUUUUUUUUUAAUUGGAUUGUUGUUUUUGAGCAGACCUUUUGCUGCUGGCAGAAGAGUGCAAUAAAACAUCAUAGAUGACUGAAAAUGCACAUAUGUACAUACUUGUUACGUUAUGGAUUUGUGUAUAUGUGCUGUGCUGUACAAGUACUUGUAAAGGGAGCUAGAAUCAGUUUGUUUCCUCUGGGCAUUUGUGUAUAUGAUUAGCAAAGGAAAAUCAUGCUGAACUUCUGAGUAUCAGUGUAUGUACUGUGCCACAGAUAACAAUAAAAGAUGUCACCAACUUACUUCUGCCUUUUGGCAAUUGUGUUACUUUAACGUGUGUUUAGUUUAUGGUGGAAAUAGUGGUUUUGGGUUGUGUAGGACUACUUUGCUACAUUAAAUACCAUUUUGAGAGAAACAAUUAUUUCUGUGUCGGAAAUUCAAUAUAUAUAUUGAUGUAUUCCCUGAUGAUGAUGGUAAUGGUUUUCAAAACACUGACUGGG